GGGGGAAAUAACUCUCUCUAUAUGAAGCGCCGUUAGAGGGAGUUGACUGCAACCAGCUAUCAAAAAUGGCGACUAGGAACGAAUUUCUUCCAGCUCAUCUCUUCAAAUUUGACCAUUUGGAGGGCUAUGUCCAGACACAUCUCAAGAAUGUGUACAGCUCUCUGGCCAUCGGCAUGAUCUCGGCUGCUGUCGGAGCCUACAUCCACCUGUUCACAGGCCUCAUGCAGGCUGGCCUGCUGACAACACUGGGCUCCAUUGGUCUGAUGCUGUGGCUGGCUUUCUCCAAGCAUGAAAAAGAGAGCCAACCCAAGAGGCUGGCCAUUUUCACAGGCUUCACAUUCUGCACUGGUAUGUCCCUGGGUCCCCUUCUUGACAUGGUCAUUUCACUGGACCCAAGCAUUAUACCAACUGCUCUGAUGGGAACGUUCGUGGUCUUCAUCAGUUUCACUCUGGCCUCUCUCUACAAUGCCCGGGACAGGACAUUCCUCUACAUGGGAGGAUUCCUAAUGUCGGCCCUGUCCUGGAUGUUGAUGCUUGGGUUUGCUAACAUCUUCUUUGGCUCCACCAUGCUGUAUGAGGUAAAUCUGUACUUUGGCCUGGCCAUCUUCUGUGCCUUCAUCCUGUACGACACACAACUCAUCAUUGAGAAGCGUCGCCGUGGAGACGAUGACUACAUCUGGCACAGUGUUGAUCUGUUCUUGGACUUCAUCCAGGUUUUCCGCAGGCUCCUUAUCAUCCUCUCCAAAAAGGAAGGAAACAAGAAGAAGGAGAGAAACUAGUUUCGGUGGCCGAAGAGAAAGAAGCACAUCUUACAUGUUUUAUGUGGAAGCUCUUGAAAGGACACGCCUAUUUGUUUUUUAUUCUUUUCUCUUUAGUAGUGUACAAUAUAGUUUUUUGACGAAAAUAUCAAAGGAAAAAUCAAUAUUUAUCAGAGAAAUAUUAUCAGGAACAGUAUUUGAAGGUACAUGUCAAAAGAUAACUCAUUUAUGUACACUGAAUAAGCCAGUUCCAACAGAAAUAUGCAUGAUGAUGAGUGAUUAGACUGAAAGUGUUUGAGACAAACCACCAUCAGAAGUGUGCCUUUGAAUUAUUUGUAGCAUUUACUCAGUAGCUUCUGGAUUCAUGUAAUCUUCAUUUGAUAAAGCAUUCCUUCAAAUACUGAAUGUACAUUUAACAACCACUCUUACAGUAGAUUUUGGCUUGUCCUUGUAUAUUGCACUGAUUGCAUUCGGAUUGAUUCACUGGACUCUGCUAUUAUUUUUUGUGAACCCACUAAGGCAACUCUUGUCCAGCCCACUUGUGUCUUUACAUCAUCUUGUCAAAGGGUAAUGGAGUUCUUCAUCCAUGUAAACGUUGUUGCAAUAAUUUAACCCCAUCUUCUUCAUGGAAAUCUGAAUGUUUUUAUCAACGUAAUUUCAUUUGGAAGCUGGAAAAUAACAAUGUGCACAGAUCAGUGAUCAGUAUUUGCUGUUAACGUUGUACACCUUAGGUAGUUUUUAUGUGAACACUCAGUGUAUGUCAAAGAAAUUAGUCCUACUCAAGUUACCUAUCUAUAAUUUGGUUAUAUAUUCGGGUGAUCCUGUAUGUUAUUAAACAAAUAUUUUCAUUCCACGCAGUUGUUCUUAAGUACUCAGUGUUAGUUCACCCUUCCUGCUUUUGAUGGCGUUAAUGACUGGGUUUUUUCCAAAUCUGUUAUUUCAAUUUUUACAUCUGUUUGCUGUAAUCUGCAUCAGAAUUGAAUUUUUUUAUGUUUUUUUAAAAGUUUUUUUGUAUCUAGAUGUGACAGCCUGUUGUGAUUAUUUUUGUGAUCCAAAUUUGUUGCUUACUAUAUAUGUAGAAAUUAUAUAUAUUGUAUUAUUGCAAUGUUAUUUACCAUGGUUACCUUCACUAAUGUGUUAUUGAGUUCUAGCACAAAAUGGUACAACAGCUUUGUUAGGGCUGCAGUGUUAGGAAAUAACUAACUCUUGUUAAGCAGACAUUUUUGGUUGCAUAAGUUUGGGGGGAUAUCUGAAGUAUCAUUCUCUAACAAAAGAUGACUGAAUUAUAAAUUCUUAUUGAAGCGAAUGGUUGCUAUUGUAUAUUAAAAUGUGAUCAGUUGGUACGUUUUUAUGUCAUAAUAGAGAGUAGUCAGCAUGCCUGAACUGUUCCAUUGUCCAACGUUUGUAACCCUGUGUUGUUACCCUCAUUGUAUGUGUGAAAUAUGAAUCAAUAAACUUUAUUCUAUCGUA
This is a messenger RNA of Haliotis rubra (blacklip abalone), 2228 nucleotides long. Its product is annotated as probable Bax inhibitor 1. The record is from RefSeq and is a predicted model, not a curated record. Gene Ontology annotation, cellular component: mitochondrial membrane. NCBI's taxonomy places the organism in Eukaryota, Metazoa, Mollusca, Gastropoda, Lepetellida, Haliotidae. Gene Ontology annotation, molecular function: enzyme binding. Gene Ontology annotation, biological process: negative regulation of endoribonuclease activity; negative regulation of apoptotic signaling pathway; cellular response to unfolded protein. Bases 66 to 779 code for a protein of 237 amino acids. The transcript has 9 exons.